GCCGUAUUCAGAGGAAGCCCAGUUAUUUAAGUGCUGGGUGUCAGAAUUCUGGAAGGACAAUUUAAGACCCUGGUUUACUUUACUAUCUGCCCAUAGGCCAGGCAGACACUGUGUACAUGUAGGCAGGCGUGUUUUACAAUCUGUCCUUGCUGGGAAGAAUAGUCUCUGAUACACGUAUGUGCCAUGUUGUGUUUUCCUUAUCUAGUCUUGCCACCAGAGUGGGUCUCUCUUCUUUCUCAUCUCCCUCCUUUGAUGGGCCAAAUAACUCGGUUUUCUUGUAGCUCCUUGCCACGUCCACCCACAUGGGAAUGUGCCAGCAGGCUAAUUCAGAUCCCUUGUCCGUAACAGACGUUUCCUUCCUUUCCUUGCAGAGCAAGAGGGACCAUCUUCUCAUGAACGUCAAGUGGUAUUACCGCCAAUCCGAAGUCCCAGAUUCCGUUUACCAACAUUUAGUCCAGGACCGACACAACGAAAACGAUUCUGGGCGUGAGCUGGUUAUUACGGACCCAGUGAUCAAGAACCGGGAGCUGUUCAUUUCAGACUAUGUUGAUACUUACCACGCUGCUGCCCUCAGGGGAAAAUGUAACAUCUCCCAUUUCUCUGACAUCUUUGCUGCUAGAGAGUUCAAAGCUCGAAUGGACUCUUUUUUCUAUAUUCUGGGCUAUAAUCCAGAGACAAGGAGGCUGAACAGCACCCAAGGAGAAAUCCGGGUUGGCCCCAGCCAUCAGGCCAAACUCCCUGAGCUGCAGCCAUUCCCUUCAGGAGAUGGGGACGCGGUGACGCGUCACGAGGAGCUGGUCUGGAUGCCUGGGGUGAACGACUGUGACCUGCUCAUGUACCUGAGGGCGGCACGGAGCAUGGCGGCUUUUGCAGGAAUGUGCGAUGGCGGUUCAACAGAAGACGGGUGUGUGGCGGCUUCCCGGGAUGACACCACACUCAACGCACUCAACACACUACACGAAAGCAACUAUGAUGCCGGGAAAGCCCUCCAGCGCCUGGUGAGGAAGCCCGUCCCCAAACUCAUCGAGAAGUGCUGGACGGAAGACGAAGUGAAGCGGUUCAUUAAAGGACUCAGACAGUACGGCAAGAACUUCUUCAGGAUCCGAAAAGAGUUGCUCCCCAAUAAGGAGACCGUGAGUAUCCCUGGACUUGAUGUAACUCGCUCCCCCCCCCAAUGCCGUUCUGCAUUCCUCCAUUUGCUCUGACGGAGUCUUUUAACCCUCGAUGGCCCUUCUGUCUCGCUUUUUGGGAUCGUCCGUGAAACUGGAGUUUCAGAUCUGCUGGUGGUUCAGAGAAGGGUUUCCCCAAACUUCUGGGGUUGACCCAAGCAUGAUUUCCCCUGUGUUGGAAGCAGACGUGGAGCAGUAAUGAAGUGUUUGGCGGACCCGGGAGGAAGGAGGGGUAAUUUAAAGGACAGCAGUGUUGAAAGCGAUUCUGGUUGCACCUCGGGGAACCGAGGUCUGUGUUGGAUGGAUGUUCCCUCCCCUAAAUCAGGGCUGGUUCUUUCAUUCUCCUUGAUUUGGUGAGUGGCAAGGCGUGGUUUGGUUGGCUGAUGUUAGGAUCGCUUCUCUUUGGCCUGCGCAAAGCCUUUUUUCCAAAGGUUUUGCUGUCAUGCUUGGAGGUGCCGGCCCGGGCUGCUGGGGGGACCCCGGGAGAGCCCUGGGCGAUUAGGAUCGGCCUCCGUCUAGCACUGAUCAUCUAGAAGCCUCUGGAUUCCUGUGGCGAUGCUACUUGCUGUAGGCCAGAGCGGCAUGAAAAAUAGGUUUUCCUCCUCUCGUGUUGUGUAGCGAAGAGCCGCCAAGCCGUCGGCAACAGAGGCAUUCAUUUCCAGGGCUCUGGGAAGUGGCAUUCUGGCUAAUUCUUAAGCCCAGCUUGGUGACAGUUUCCCACAAGACAAACUUAUGGGUUGGUUUGUCUGAACGGAGGCAGGAAGUCCUUGUGCUCGUGAGUCAUGCUUUUCAUUUAAUGCAGUAACUUGGAGCUGGAGGUUUUUUCUCCGCGAUACAAAGGGCAUCUGUUGAGCCCCUGUGUUAUGACACGAGGAUCUGUCAUUGAGAAGAAUUAAUUGCAGCGUCACAUGGAUCCGCCAGUCCGUUGGGACGAAACACUUCCUACAAAGUUGUUCCUUUUUUGUCGUGGUCGCUGGUCUGACCGACAAAUGGUUAUAAAGGGCAAACUCAUGAGAGGACGAGAACGCUUUGCAUUUUAAUGACCUUUCUCUUUGGACGAAGGUCCUGUGGAGAAAAACAGCUUUGCAGAAGUGAACAUUGCAUACAAAGGAAAGAAAGAAAGAGACACACUUACUAAACAAACAGCAUUGGCCUUUAUCCGAAGCCGCUUUCUCCCUGUAACCUUUAGAAGUAUACUGUGAGCAGAUCUUUUCUGUUUUACGUGCCUUUGAAACGAGCGGCGUAAUUUCAAAUUAUUUUGACAGUUUUUCACUCUGUGCUGGGAAACAGCUGUCAUACGUCAGCCCUGUUUUCUCUUCGCGAAAGCUGGGGGGGCGGGUUGGUGCACCGGCAGACGCAGAUAUAUACCGAUCUAUAUUGCAAUGACCAGUUGGAUAAUGGGGAAGGACACUGGACUUGUGGGACUUUGAGCUUGUCCAGAUUACAGACUGCAUUCCUCCCUCUUUUAAAAACAGACUGAAAAACAGAGCUUGGUAAAAUGCAAAUUUGGGAUUCUGUAUUCAGAGAUCUGCCUUUUUUUAAGCCCUCGAGGCCAAAACUUUUUAAGGGCCAAGGAGAUGAGAUGCUGCUGAUUUGAUAUGUGUGCAGGCCCCUCGGGCUGUAGUGGUGAGUAACCCCUGACUUUCCUGGAUGAUGGAACCUCUGCAUCCCGCUUCUUGCUUUCUCAGCUUGGCAGAGGCUAAGAAGCACAAGCUACAGGUAGUCCCCAGGUUAAGAACACCUGGGUUGC
Messenger RNA from Python bivittatus (Burmese python), 2919 nucleotides. Lineage: Eukaryota; Metazoa; Chordata; Lepidosauria; Squamata; Pythonidae. The record is from RefSeq and is a predicted model, not a curated record.